AUGCGUUUCAAUCUCGCCGUCGUUGCCACCACCCUCUUGGGCAUGUCGCUUGCUACCCCAACCAGCCUCGUUGCAAGAGACACUGCUGUUCAAAAUACUGAUCUCAUCCUUUACGUCCAGGGCGAGGCACUCUCCCCGGAUGUCAGUUUGAAGUGCAUCCUGAACUGCGCUUCUGUUAUUCUUGAGGCCGCCUGUAUCGCCGCUGCCAUUGCCGAGGAGGCCCCUGCUGCCAUUAAGCUCUGUACUAAGAUUGGCAAGAUCUGCGGUUGUGCUGACUGCAUCCCGAAAUUGGGCCCCUUCCUCAACAAGCACCAUCUUUGCUAG
This is a messenger RNA of Venustampulla echinocandica, 324 nucleotides long. RefSeq lists its product as uncharacterized. The coding region runs from base 1 to 324 and encodes 107 amino acids. The transcript is spliced from 3 exons. NCBI's taxonomy places the organism in Eukaryota, Fungi, Ascomycota, Leotiomycetes, Helotiales, Pleuroascaceae. The record is from RefSeq and is a predicted model, not a curated record.